GCCCAUUAACGAACGGUCCCAGGCGACGGAUCCGUUUUUCCCCAAAUUAGAAGGGAAGAGCGUCGACGAUCCCGAUCCCAAGGUCAAGGAGGCCGAUGAAUAACGACGAAGCGAACGCAGCCGCUGGCGAUGGCUCCGGAGGCAGCUCCGGCGAGGGGGCCUCGUCGUCUCCGCCGAGGGUCUCCGAGAAGCGGAAAGAAAAGGCGCGAGUUAGCCGCACGUCGUUGAUUCUGUGGCACGCACACCAGAACGACGUCUCGGCCGUCCGCAAGCUCCUUGAGGAGGACCGCAGCCUCGUCAACGCCCUUGACUACGACAGACGGACUCCGCUCCACGUUGCGGCGCUCCAAGACCGGAUCGAUGUAGCCAAGUGCCUCCUCGAGUACGGUGCCGACGUCAAUGCCCAGGACCGGUGGAACAAUACGCCACUGGCUGAUGCAGAAGGAGCUAAGAAGGAGGCCAUGAUCCAUCUGCUAAAGUCAAAUGGAGGCUUGUCUUUUGGACAAGAUGGAAGUCAUUUUGAAGCAAAGUCAGUUCCUCCCCCACUUCCUAACAAGUGUGACUGGGAAAUUGACCCAUCAGAGUUGGAUUUUACAACCGCAGCACUAAUUGGCAAGGGUUCAUUUGGUGAAAUCAUAAAAGCCUAUUGGCGUGGAACACCUGUGGCAGUCAAACGUAUUCUUCCUUCUUUGUCAGAUGACAGAUUGGUGGUCCAAGAUUUCAGGCACGAAGUACAUUUACUUGUAAAGCUACGCCAUCCUAAUAUUGUCCAAUUUCUUGGUGCUGUUACAGAUAGGAAACCAUUGAUGUUAAUCACCGAAUUUUUGAGAGGGGGUGACCUUCACCAGUUUCUAGAGGAUAAAGGUCCACUUGGCCCAUCAUUGGCCAUCAACUUUGCCCUAGAUAUGGCCAGGGGCAUGGCAUAUCUCCAUAAUGAACCAAAUGUUAUAAUACAUCGAGAUCUAAAACCAAGGAAUGUCCUUUUGGUGAAUUCAAAUGCGGACCAUUUGAAGGUUGGAGACUUUGGAUUGAGCAAGCUAAUUAGAGUAGAACACUCGCACGAUGUGUACAAAAUGACUGGAGAAACUGGAAGCUAUAGAUACAUGGCUCCUGAAGUAUUCAAGCAUAGAAAAUAUGAUAAGAAAGUUGAUGUUUUCUCUUUUGCGAUGAUAUUGUAUGAGAUGCUGGAAGGUGUCCCCCCAUUUUCAGCCCAUAAACCUUAUGAAGCUGCCAAGCUUGUUGCAGAGGGAAAACGUCCAUUGUUCCAUAAUAAAGGAUAUAUUCAGGAAUUGAGGGACUUGACAGUGCAAUGCUGGGCUAUGGAUAUGAAUAAGAGGCCAACCUUUCUUGAGAUUCUCAGGAGGCUUGAAAAGCUGAAAGAGAGCCUGCCAUCAGAUCACCACUGGAACAUUUUCGCUCAGUAGAACACCCAAAGCUUCUUUGUUCUUUUCUAUUUUGUGUUUUUGAAAUCAAAUCCAGUUAGAAAUUUGUCGUUUUGGUGGAUCAUCACUGCACUCCAAAACUGCUACCAAACUCUGUUCAACGAAGAAUAGAUCUGCUACAUAGAGUUGUUCCCCAGAUUCAGGGUCUUCCAUUUCCCUUCUUCCGUCUGGAUGCAUAAGCAGUUGCAAACAUACUCUGCUUUACUCCGUCUGUCUGUCAGGAAGAAAUUGUUUUCUGCAAAUUGUUGUCGAUUUUAGAAAUUGUAGAUGCAAACAUCCGCUCCUUUGAGAUUCUUUGUAAUGCACUGUGAUAUGUGUGAAACCAUGAAUUGACCACCAAGGGAUAUAUUUUAACAACUGGAUGAGAAUUUUUCUGAAUGUGAUGGAUUGGUUUUCUAAA
This is a messenger RNA of Zingiber officinale, 1842 nucleotides long. Its product is annotated as integrin-linked protein kinase 1-like. The coding region runs from base 96 to 1424 and encodes 442 amino acids. The record is from RefSeq and is a predicted model, not a curated record. Gene Ontology annotation, biological process: protein phosphorylation. The transcript is spliced from 11 exons. Gene Ontology annotation, molecular function: protein kinase activity; protein binding; ATP binding. Lineage: Eukaryota; Viridiplantae; Streptophyta; Magnoliopsida; Zingiberales; Zingiberaceae.